Molecule: messenger RNA, 11145 nt
Organism: Coregonus sp. 'balchen'
Lineage: Eukaryota; Metazoa; Chordata; Actinopteri; Salmoniformes; Salmonidae
Source: the annotation of a GenBank genome assembly
UUAACCCCACUGAAGAAGAAGAAGAAGAGGUUGCGCUGCUGAGCACUGGUGGUGUGCUGCAAUUUACAGCUGAUCUAGCUAGUACAGUGUGUGGGAACUCAGGAAACCGUUUUCCGUGCGUGUUGUCUUGAGUACCAGCAAUGGCCUUGUUGAAAUCUAGCAAGAUAAUUUCUACCGUCGGGGUUCACCCUCCAUUGGGUGUACUCUCCAUUCGUGCCAGGUAAAUUGUACUCCGAGAGUACUGCUUUAUUGUUGUUUUAUUGACUAGUCGGCUAGUUAAUGUUAGCUAGCUAGCUCAGUUAGCUGACAGCCAUAGACAACUUGUGCAGAGCUAGCUAGCAGACGAACGACCCUUUGACUUUCCCCUCAAAGGGAGCAGGCUUGCUUGCUAGCUAGCUCAAGACAAAUGGACAGCUAGCAUGUUAGUUAACUGUUUUUCACAGCCAUGUCCAGGUAAUUAGCAAAGUAGCCAAUGAUGUGACGUUAGUUAGCGGAUUUCAUAGGCCUUGUGAGGCUGGUUGGCUAUUUGCAACCUCGCCACACAAACCAAGGUUGUUCAGUAGCUAGCUGGCAAGCUAACUAGGAUCCAACGAUGUGUUUUGGCAGCUAACUGGUUACCUGAUAGCCACAGCUAGCUACAUUUUUUUUUUUUUUUAUGUUGGAGGAGUUGAAACAGCUUUGUUAGCUUGCUACACACUAAAGUCAAAGAUUUAUCUGACAGUGCUAAAGUCACAAAACACUAACUAGUUAGUUUGUAUUAUGUAGCUACAAGCUAGCUGGCUGGGCAUGUAGUGCUUUCUCCCCUCCACAUGACUGGUCAAGCAUGUUUCAUUACUGUACUACUGCUGACCACUGAAAGAAAGCUAGGCCCAUCAAAAUGUAGUCAUUGAUGCAAUAAAUGAUGUAUGCCUAUGGACAGAAUGUCAUCCUUGCAACAUUAGUGGUUGGUUGUUGAUGCUGCACACAGGUUAUCCAGCAUUCCUCUGUGUGAAAGCAGACUUUAGCUUAAUCAACUUCAGACUGUUAGGAGAUUACCACCACCUAAUUUGGAUCAAAUCCUACUUAGUGCAAAGGUAUCAGACUACUUAAUUGGGUGUAAAUUGAGUCGAUGCAAGUCUGUGAUUUACCGGCUCUAUCUUCUACGGGGUGAUUCAAUCUACCUCCCCGACUGUUUCAGCUCAUGGUGGUCCGAGGUGCAGAUGGGUCCCCCUGACCCCAUCCUGGGGGUGUCGGAGGCCUACAAGCGUGACACCAACCCUAAGAAGAUGAACCUGGGUGUAGGAGCAUACCGUGAUGACCAGGGCAAGCCAUAUGUCCUCAGCUGUGUUCGCAAGGUGUGUUCAAUCACUGCUAGAUGAUUAUGAUGAUAAUGAAUCAUUAUAUACCUCAUAACUUGAUAAACUAACAACUUUUACGAGAGACUAGAAGUUAAAAAGACGUCAGCCUAGCUGCCUACAAUCGCUUUGACACCGAGAACAACAGACUUAACUAAAAACCUUGGCUUGACUUUGACCCUCUGUAUUCUUAGGCUGAAGCUCAGAUUGCUGCAAAGAAGCUGGACAAAGAAUACCUGGCUAUUGGCGGUCUGGGGGACUUUACCAAGGCAUGCGCCAAGCUGGCUUUGGGAGACGACAAUGAGGUCAUCAAGAGUGGCAGGGUAAGUCGAGCUUUUCCUGGAACCUCAGACAUCCUGAUUCUACAGCACAGCUUUAGAAGCCUUAUUUUGACAGUUUGUUGUUUAUUCCCUGUUCACAGAACAUCACUGUCCAAACUAUUUCUGGAACUGGGUCCUUGAGAAUUGGAGCCAACUUCCUGGUAAGAGCCCUGAUCCUUUUGCUUUUUUACAGAUCUAACCAUCAUCAUGAAGGCUUAUGAAUGACGGUCUCUUCUUUUCCCUAAUUUCUUUGUUCCUGCACCCCUCCCUUAGUCCCGUUUCCAUACAGAGGCCCGGGAUGUGUACCUGCCCAAGCCCUCCUGGGGGAACCAUACACCUAUCUUCAGAGACGCUGGGAUGCAACUGAAGGCCUACACCUACUAUGACCCAAAGACCUGUGGCUUUGACUUCCAGGGAGCCCUGAAUGACAUCUCUGUAAGACAUGGCACAGAAGCCUAAUCUCCCCCUACCAAUGUGUAUACAUUGUACUCCCCCUAUCAAUGUGUACUUCAAGUAGCUGCUGGGAUCAACAAAUGUGUUAUUGUUUCCUCUUAUUCAGAAAAUCCCUGAGAAAAGUGUCAUCAUGCUUCAUGCCUGUGCCCACAACCCCACAGGAGUGGACCCUCGGCCAGAGCAGUGGAAGGAGAUUGCUAACCUGGUGAAGGUAAACACAGCUAAAUAUAAAGUGCUGUAGUAGGGUCGUUCCACGAAAUGAGUGCCUUUUGCGUCGCUUUGAUAUUUUAGGUAGAAAGUGUGCACAACAUUUUUAAAAGCCUGUUAAAUUAAAUGAAGUGCCCUUUAAUAUAGACCAUAUGAACAAUUCUAUAAAUCAGAUUUGUUAUAUGAAUAAAGACUUGCUAAAGUGCCAAAAACCAGAGUUUUGACAUGUCCCUAUGUGCACCCUCGGUGACUUCUAGGAAGAUUUUAACCCAAGAUUUCAUGUGAAACUUGUCCCUCAUUUUAAGGUCAACCCUGUUACGUGAACUGAACUCUCGUUUUAAUAUGGUAAAACUAUUCCUUUAAAAAAUUGUUUUAAAAUAAACAUUGAACAUCUAAUAGUCAAAUCAUAGUGUAAAAGCAGGUGAGCUGGUUCUACUAUUUUUUGGGCAAUUUUCUGGUGUUUUGUGGAGGAAAACUGAGCGGGUGGAGUAUAACACGUCAACCAUGUUACCCAUAGAUAGACAGGCUAGAAAUGUUUUAACAAUAAUCUCUGUUGCACACAACAAGCUUCCAUUCCCCCUGUCACAAGGGGAUUUAUGGCUGAUUUGAAGAUGAAAUCGUCAACCCUGUUACGGUCAACGCUGUUACUGUACAGGUUUUUUUCUGGAUCAAAAAAGGGGCUUAGGUGGUGGGCAUGGCAAUGGGUGCGGCCGGCCCGUUGGCGCGGCUGAAUUUUAGAGAACAUUUUAGAGGCCCCCCAUCUUGGUUGUAGAAUAUUUAGCAUUUUUAAAGCACAUUUCCUGUAAUUCUAUUCAUUUUGCUAUGGCUAUUGCUGUGUUCUUUUGCUUAAACAUAAAACAAAAUCAAUACGGCUAAAUUAAUUGUUUUGGGAAUUUUCCAUUCUCCCUGACUGUGUUACUUGAGCUUUUAUUUUGGUGACACUUAGUUCUCAAAGAUUAUAUUAUUUAAAAAAUAUAUAUAGGUAAUUAUUUUCUACAUUAUAUCUGGUUUUAGUCGUUUAAGUUUACACUGGUGGUAUUCAAGUGGUGGAACGACCCAGUAGCCCUAUGAAACCUAAUUCGAUCCACCAACCAGGCCAAAAUACAGUGCCUUAAGAAAGUAUUCAUAACCCUUGACUUAUUCCACAUUUUGUUGUUAGACUGAAUUUAAAAUUGAUUUAAAUAAAUAACAUCUCACCCAUCUACCCCAUAACGACAAAGUGAAAACAUGUUUUUAGAGGUAUUUGCAAAUUUAUUGAAAAUGAAAUAUGUCAUUUACAUAAGUAUUCACACCCCUGAGUCAAUACAUGUUAGAAUCACCUUUGGCAUCGAUUAGUGCUUUUUGAGAUCGGUUUGAUUAUUUAAAAAAUAUUCACGGAUUUUGAUUAUUUGGGUUGAAUGCUGUAACACAAUUAAUAAAAGUUCCAUGAUGGUAGUGACUGCUCAUUACAGCUAAUCACUUAACCAUAAUUUAUUCACUUUAAUACAAUAUUUAAUUGUGUAACAUGUUUUUUAGAGGUAUUUGAAUCAUCUGUAUAGAGCUGCUGCAUAUGCUGUCUGGCAAAAUCACUAUUUUGUAGUUCUCCAAAGUAAAUAAGGCAUACAUUUAUGACUGCUGAAUACCAACUAUAAAUCACUUAGAUCAUGUAUUUUCAGGUAGAGCAAGGUUCGCACAAGGUGCUUAAAGUACUUUAAUUUGGCACUCUGAAAUUCAAGUACUGAAAUACCUUGAAAAUCAGACAUUUUCUGAAGUUGGUACUUCAAAAAUACUUGAAUUAAAAUGAGAGGAGAACAGAAAGUGAUCAAAUAUAUUAAUAUAAAAAAUAUUAGAAAUGUAUUGGUCUUAAGAAUUAAUUUCUAAGCAGACUACUAAGUUUUAUUUCCUCACGUAUUUCGUGCGCUGGUUGCCAGGCAAGCUCGCUCAUUCCACCCACACUGCCACUCAGCCAGACAAGUACAGAACUGACUGAUUCAGCGCCGCCAAACGUCACAUCGAUAGCUAAAAUCCCGGGCAAAUGUCGAUUCAACCCUGCCUGCAGGAUAUUGAUGUUUAUGAAUGGUUUUGCCAGACCCAUCCAGGGAUGUAGUAGAAGGUAAGCACCGUUUACGCACCUUUUUAUUUGUGAAAUAGCGUUCACUUGCCUUUUUAUUUAGUUAAUUAUCGCUUACCCACUUAUUAUUGCGUUCCAAGCGUUGACCAACGCUCAGAAGGCUUCUUGAUCUGAGUUCUAAUCGGGCCUACCUCUGUGAACGAGUGGAAUCAUGAAUGAUUCAUGUAUGCUCGUUAUGUUCCCUACUCCCCUGGAUUUGCAUACACCAGAGCAGUGUUUCACAAUCCUGGUUCUGGGGGACCUAGAUGUAAGGGUUUGUUUAGUCCCGUGUAGCUCAGUUGGUAGAGCAUGGCGUUUGCAACGCCAGGGUUGUGGGUUCGUUUCCCACGGGGGACCAGUAUGGGAAGAAAAAAAAUGGAUGCACUCACUAACUGUAAGUCGCUCUGGAUAAGAGCGUCUGCUAAUUGACUAAAAUGUAAUUAGCCUUUUUAGCAGUGCAUUCACUCACCACUCUGUCCAACAGGAAACUCCACACACGACAUAGGCCGAGAGGUGAAACAAACCUCAGCCCAGACCUACAGUGGCAAGUGGUAGAUGCCGCUGACAGUGUGUGUGUGUGUGUGUGUAUAUAUAUACAUACAUACAUACAUACAGUGGGGAGAACAAGUAUUUGAUACACUACCGAUUUUGCAGGUUUUCCUACUUACAAAGCAUGUAGAGGUCUGUAAUUUUUAUCAUAGGUACACUUCAACUGUGAGAGAUGGAAUCUAAAACAAAAAUCCAGAAAAUCACAUUUGUAUGAUUUUUAAGUAAUUAAUUUGCAUUUUAUUGCAUGACAUAAGUAUUUGAUACAUCAGAAAAGCAGAACUUAAUAUUUGGUACAGAAACCUUUGUUUGCAAUUACAGAGAUCAUACGUUUCCUGUAGGUCUUAACCAGGUUUGCACACACUGCAACAGGGAUUUUGGCCCACUCCUCCAUACAGACCUUCUCCAGAUCCUUCAGGUUUCGGGGCUGUCGCUGGGCAAUACGGACUUUCAGCUCCCUCCAAAGAUUUUCUAUUGGGUUCAGGUCUGGAGACUGGCUAGGCCACUCCAGGACCUUGAGAUGCUUCUUACGGAGCCACUCCUUAGUUGCCCUGGCUGUGUGUUUCGGGUCGUUGUCAUGCUGGAAGACCCAGCCACGACCCAUCUUCAAUGCUCUUACUGAGGGAAGGAGGUUGUUGGCCAAGAUCUCGCGAUACAUGGCCCCAUCCAUCCUCCCCUCAAUACGGUGCAGUCGUCCUGUCCCCUUUGCAGAAAAGCAUCCCCAAAGAAUGAUGUUUCCACCUCCAUGCUUCACGGUUGGGAUGGUGUUCUUGGGGUUGUACUCAUCCUUCUUCUUCCUUCAAACACGGCGAGUGGAGUUUAGACCAAAAAGCUCUAUUUUUGUCUCAUCAGACCACAUGACCUUCUCCCAUUCCUCCUCUGGAUCAUCCAGAUGGUCAUUGGCAAACUUCAGACGGGCCUGGACAUGCGCUGGCUUGAGCAGGGGGACCUUGCAUGCGCUGCAGGAUUUUAAUCCAUGACGGCAUAGUGUGUUACUAAUGGUUUUCUUUGAGACUGUGGUCCCAGCUCUCUUCAGGUCAUUGACCAGGUCCUGCCGUGUAGUUCUGGGCUGAUCCCUCACCUUCCUCAUGAUCAUUGAUGCCCCACGAGGUGAGAUCUUGCAUGGAGCCCCAGACCGAGGGUGAUUGGCCGUCAUCUUGAACUUCUUCCAUUUUCUAAUAAUUGCGCCAACAGUUGUUGCCUUCUCACCAAGCUGCUUGCCUAUUGUCCUGUAGCCCAUCCCAGCCUUGUGCAGGUCUACAAUUUUAUCCCUGAUGUCCUUACACAGCUCUCUGGUCUUGGCCAUUGUGGAGAGGUUGGAGUCUGUUUGAUGAGUGUGUGGACAGGUGUCUUUUAUACAGGUAACGAGUUCAAACAGGUGCAGUUAAUACAGGUAAUGAGUGGAGAACAGGAGGGCUUCUUAAAGAAAAACUAACAGGUCUGUGAGAGCCGGAAUUCUUACUGGUUGGUAGGUGAUCAAAUACUUGUGUCAUGCAAAUUAAUUACUUAAAAAUCAUACAAUGUGAUUUUCUGGAUUUUUGUUUUAGAUUCCGUCUCUCACAGUUGAAGUGUACCUAUGAUAAAAAUUACAGACCUCUACAUGCUUUGUAAGUAGGAAAACCUGCAAAAUCGGCAGUGUAUCAAAUACUUGUUCUCCCCACUGUGUAUGUAUGUAUGUAUGUGUGUAUAUAUAUAUAUAUAUAUAUAUAUAUAUAUAUAUAUAUAUAUAUAUAUAUAUAUAUAUAUAUAUAUAUAUAUAUAUAUAUAUAUAUAUAUAUAUAAUUUACUUUUGUCAUUUAGCAGACGCUCUUAUCCAGAGCGACUUAGUUAGUGAGUGCAUAAUCUUUUUUUCAUACUGGCCCCGCGUGGGAAUCUAACCCACAACCCUGUAUGUAUGUAUGUACGUACAUACAUACAUACAUACAGUGAGGGAAAAAUGUAUUUGAUCCCCUGCUGAUUUUGUACGUUUGCCCACUGACAAAGAAAUGAUCAGUCUAUAUAUUUGAACAGUGAGAGACAGAAUAACAACAACAAAAUCCAGAAAAACGUAUGUCAAAACUGUUAUAAAUUGAUUCGCAUUUUAAUGAGGGAAAUAAGUAUUUGACCCCCUCUCAAUCAGAAAGAUUUGUCUCCCAGGUGUCUUUUAUACAGGUAACGAGCUGAGAUUAGGAGCACACUCUUAAAGGGAGUGCUCCUAAUCUCAGCUUGUUACCUGUAUAAAAGACACCUGUCCACAGAAGCAAUCAAUCAAUCAGAUUCCAAACUCUCCACCAUGGCCAAGACCAAAAAGCUCUCCAAGGAUGUCAGGGACAAGAUUGUAGACCUACACAUGGCUGGAAUGGGCUACAAGACCAUCGCCAAGAAGCUUGGUGAGAAGGUGACAACAGUUGGUGCGAUUAUUCGCAAAUGGAAGAAAUACAAAAGAACUCUCCCUCGGCCUGGGGCUCCAUGCAAGAUCUCACCUCGUGGAGUUGCAAUGAUCAUGAGAACGGUGAGGAAUCAGCCCAGAACUACACGGGAGGAUCUUGUCAAUGAUCUCAAGGCAGCUGGGACCAUAGUCACCAAGAAAACAAUUGGUAACGCACUACGCCGUGAAGGACUGAAAUCCUGCAGCGCCCGCAAGGUCCCCCCUGCUCAAGAAAGCACAUAUACAUGCCCGUCUGAAGUUUGCCAAUGAACAUCUGAAUGAUUCAGAGGAGAACUGGGUGAAAGUGUUGUGGUCAGAUGAGACCAAAAUGGAGCUCUUUGGCAUCAACUCAACUCGCCGUGUUUGGAGGAGGAGGAAUGCUGCCUAUGACCCCAAGAACACCAUCCCCACUGUCAAACAUGGAGGUGGAAACAUUAUGCUUUGGGGGUGUUUUUCUGCUAAGGGGACAGGACAAGUUCACCGCAUCAAAGGGACGGUGGACGGGGCCAUGUACCGUCAAAUCUUGGGUGAGAACCUCCUUCCCUCAGCCAGGGCAUUGAAAAUGGGUCGUGGAUGGGUAUUCCAGCAUGACAAUGACCCAAAACACACGGCCAAGGCAACAAAGGAGUGGUUCAAGAAGAAGCACAUUAAGGUCCUGGAGUGGCCUAGCCAGUCUCCAGACCUUAAUCCCAUAGAAAAUCUGUGGACGGAGCUGAAGGUUCGAGUUGCCAAACGUCAGCCUCGAAACCUUAAUGACUUGGAGAAGAUCUGCAAAGAGGAGUGGGACAAAAUCCCUCCUGAGAUGUGUGCAAACCUGGUGGCCAACUACAAGAAACGUCUGACCUCUGAUUUGUCAAAAAGGGUUUUGCCACCAAGUACUAAGUCAUGUUUUGCAGAGGGGUCAAAUACUUAUUUCCCUCAUUAAAAUGCAAAUCAAUUUAUAACAUUUUUGACAUGCGUUUUUCUGGAUUUUUUUUGUUAUUCUGUCUCUCACUGUUCAAAUAAACCUACCAUUUAAAAUUAUAGACUGAUCAUUUCUUUGUCAGUUGGCAAUUGUACAAAAUCAGCAGGGGAUCAAAUACUUUUUUCCCUCACAGUAAUUAAUAACUUCACCAUGCUCAAAGGGAUAUUCAGUGUUGUUUAUUGUUUUAUUUUUACCCCAUCCACCAAUAGGUGCCCUUCUUUGCGAGGCAUUGGAAAACCUCCCUGGUCUUUGUGGUUGAAUCUGUGUUUGAAAUUCACUGAUCGACUAAGGGACCUUACAGAUAAUUGUAUGUGUGGGGUACAGAGAUGAGGUAGUCAUUCAGAAAUCAUGUUAAACACUAUUAUUGCGUCCUUGCAACUUAUUAUGUGACUUAAGCACAUUUUUACUCCUGAACUUAUUUAUGCUUUCCAUAACAAAGGGGUUGAAUACUUAUUGACUCAAGACAUUUCAGCUUUUCAUUUUUUAUUAAUUAGUAAAAUGUGGGAUAUUGUGUUUAGGCCAGUGACACAAUCUCAAUUGAAUCCAUUUUAAAUUCAAGCUGUAACACAACAAAAUGUGGAAGAAGUCCAGGUGUGUGAAUACUUUCUGAAGGCACUGUAUAUAACAAGUUCUCUCAUAAUUUCCUUUCUUCCAGAAAAGGAACCUCCUGGUGUUCUUUGACAUGGCCUACCAGGGCUUUGCCAGUGGUGAUAUUGACCGUGAUGCCUGGGCUGUCCGUUAUUUCAUUGAGCAAGGCCACAACAUUGUGCUCUCUCAGUCCUUUGCUAAGAACAUGGGUCUCUAUGGUGAGUUAUGAUAAUCGCACUGGUCAUGUUUGAGGAUAAUGUUUUUGGGAAAACAAAAUACCUUAUUUAUUUAUUAUUUAAGCUAAGCAACAUGCCUUGUGUGGUGGUGUGUGAUGUCCUCAGGUGAGCGUGUUGGGGGCUUCACUGUGGUGUGUAAGGAUGCUGAGGAGGCCAAGCGUGUGGAGUCCCAGCUGAAGAUCCUCAUUCGGCCCAUCUACUCCAACCCUCCCAUGAACGGAGCGCGCAUCGCUGCCACCAUCCUCAAUACACCAGACCUGUACAAAGAGUGGUGAGUAAGCGUCAUCCACGAAGUGUCAUAUUUCAAUUGUGCCUCAUAGCCAAUAUGAUAUGGGCCCAGCUGAGUCAUGGCUGUUCUCUUCCUAGGCUGGGGGAGGUGCAUGGCAUGGCCAACCGCAUCAUCACAAUGAGGGAGCUGUUAGUGGCCAACCUGAAGAAGGAGGGCUCCACUCAGAACUGGCAGCACGUCAUUGACCAAAUUGGCAUGUUCUGCUUCACAGGGCUGAAGCCUGAACAGGUAGAGUAACUGUGUGCUGAUACUCUACACUGUCUCAUAAUAUAGUAUGUGAUUUCCAUUGGGUCACCUACUGGUAAGGAAUCAAUGGAUGAAACAUUGAACAUGGCUAUACUAUAAGUAUCUGUCUAGAUAUCAAAUUCCUUAAUAUGCAGUUGAUGAGUCAUAAUGAGUAUAACUAUUUCAACUUGUGCAGGUGGCGCGCCUCACGAAGGAAUUCUCCGUCUACAUGACAAAGGAUGGGCGUAUCUCCAUGGCUGGUGUCACCUCUGGCAAUGUGGGUUACCUUGCACAAGGUAUCCAUGUAGUGACCAAGUGAGAUGGCUGACCAGGAGUCACACCGUAGUCCCCACCAGAGGACAGAGGGGUGGUAGCGUCAGACAAGAAAAACUAAACAACCUUUAUGUAAAUGAACCCUCUCCUCUGCUUUCCUUUAGGGAAAGACCCAAAAGUAAUAAGAUAUACCAUAGGGUUAUUUUUGUUGGCAUUUUCUGUUGGCAUUGUCUAGAUAUUGUAUGUUGGACCAUCUGUGACUAGGUUUUUAAUGUGGGUUCCCUGGAAAAAUAUCCAUUACCCUCCCUCAGACAUACAUGCAGUGGUCAUGAGCUCAAAAUAUAUUGUCUAAGUCAUACUUGACAAUGAAAACUAACGAGCACAAUAUCACUGUUUGGAAUCAUGUCCUAUAAGUCCUCUCACUUGGCUUGAGCAUACCCUGUCUCUAAGAACUGUGCUCAACUAUUGGGUGUGACAUGGAACUCCAAAGUAAUAAUGAUUAAGACAUUUCUCUAGAAAAUUAUUUACUAAAGAUACUGUCUCUCUUUCAGGUAAUUUUAUUGAAAUGUGCGUCUAAUUUAUUAAGGAUUAAUUUACAAAACCUCUUUCAAAAAGGUGCUGCAAACCUUUGUUUCAACGUUAUAAUGCCAGUGGAACCUUUCUAGGUGAUGGUACUGGAGUCAUGGCACUUGUUUUAUGUGGGACGAUAUGUGCUGCAUGGAGUCACUGAUUGUGAUGAUCAGCCAGCCACAAUGUGUGCUAAGGAUGUUAUUUUGCUGUUGUAACUUAUUGUAACGGAUGAGCACUGUCUACCAAUCAACAACUGCCACAUCUCCCACUGAUAAUGUACCAUGUAAUUAAAUAUAACUAUAUUAUAUAAAUCUAUCUAUGGGCUGUACACAGUAUACUGUAUGAACUGUUUUGACUCUCAAUUAGCAGGAGCAUGAAGGGUGUUUCGUUGCUUGCACAUUGCUUUGUACUCCCAUACCCCGUCAUUUUCUUGACCAUCAUUGAAAGUCAAAUGUAAUGCACCUUAAGAUGCCCUCUGACUUUUAAAUGGUGUACAUCACAGGCUGCUGGUGGCACCUUAAUUGGUGAGGACGGGCUCAUAGUAGUCACUGGAACGGAAUAAAUGGAAUGAUAUUGAAUGCAGCAAACACGUUUUCCAUGUGUUUGAUACCAUUUCAUUCACUCCAUUCCAGCCAUUAUUAUGA